AUGAGGUCGCUAAUAUCCUGGGCCUGGCUGGGCCUCCUCAGCACCACCGCCGUCGCCGACUCGAACCUCACGCACGAAUCACGAAAUAUCCUCUCGUCGGCGUUCUCGCCCCCGAAGCACUUCCGCAAUGUCAACCUCGUGCGGAAUAUCAACCUGGAGAAGAGCUAUCCCAAGGAGACGAUUAAUGUUGUGAUUGAGAAUAUCGAUAAGGCGGCGCAGAGGGAGUACUAUAUCCCCUUCGAACAGGGGUCAUUAGGGCAGAUUGGUGGAUUAGAGGUUGUAGAUAAGAAGGAGCCGGAGAAGAAGGGUUUCGCGGUGGAUGUUGUUGGUAUUAAUCCGUUCAGCACCACGGAAUACUACAAAAUCACAUUCCCAACACCCCUCCCGCCGAAGGAACAACUCACCCUCUCGAUAACCUACUUCGUCCUCUCCGCCCUCUCGCCCCUUCCCCGCGAGAUCCAGCAAACCGACAAACAAUACGUCCUGCACAAAUUUUCCGCCUACGCACCCUCGGCCUACACGACCGUCAAGCAAAAGACAAAGCUCAAACUCCCCACGACCGACGUCCCAGACGCCGUGACCCUCCCCGCUUCCCUCAACGCAGAGGGGAAAGAAGACCCGCAGAAGCAAGGGACGUCGUACACCUAUGGUCCAUACAGCGAGAUCGAAGCGGGCGCAACGCAAGAAGUCAGCGUGCGAUAUGAGUUCACGAAACCUCUCACGCACAGCAAGUUGCUCGAAAGGGACAUCGAAGUCUCGCACUGGGGCGGCAACAUCGCCACAGAAGAACGCCAAUGGCUCACGAACCGCGCCGCGACGCUCAAGAACCACUUCAACCGCGUGCAGUACCAGCAGAGCAGCUACUACAACCCUCCCACGUCCGCCUUGAAAGAGAUGCGCUUCCCGCUGGUGGUCGGAAGUGUCGACGCAUAUUUCACUGACGACAUCGGCAACGUCUCGACGAGCCGCUUCCGCACGAACAAGAAAGAGGCGAAUCUCGAACUCAAGCCCAGAUACCCCAUGUUCGGGGGAUGGAACUACAGCUUCAAAGUCGGCUGGAAUGGCGAUCUGCAGAACUUCCUGCGCAAAGUCAAAGGCGGUGACGGGGAGAGCUACGUCCUAAAAAUCCCCUUCUUCGAGGGCCCAAAGCAGGCCGAGGGCAUCGAGUACGAGCGCAUCGUAACGAGAGUCAUCCUCCCCGAAGGCGCGACAAACGUCCACUUCCAAACCACCCUCCCCAUCAUCUCCAACACCACCUCCCUACACCGCACCUUCCUCGACACCAUCGGCCGCACGGCCCUGACCCUCACGGCCGUCAACAUCGUCGACGAGCUGCGCGACCGCGAGCUCAUCGUCACCUACGACUAUCCCUUCGUGGCGAAGUUCACUAAGCCGCUCACCAUCACGGCGGGGAUUUUCGCCGUGUUUGUCGUGGCGUGGGUGGUGGGGAGUUUGGAUGUUAGUAUUGGGAGGAAGGAGGGGAAGGGGAAGAAAGUGGCGUAA
Zasmidium cellare ATCC 36951 is the source of this 1503-nucleotide messenger RNA. RefSeq lists its product as uncharacterized. Lineage: Eukaryota; Fungi; Ascomycota; Dothideomycetes; Mycosphaerellales; Mycosphaerellaceae. Gene Ontology annotation, cellular component: membrane; oligosaccharyltransferase complex. The record is from RefSeq and is a predicted model, not a curated record. Bases 1 to 1503 code for a protein of 500 amino acids. The transcript is spliced from 3 exons.